CGCGCUCACACACUCUGUUUGUGCUCAUCUCCUGCUACGCAACAUACUAGGCAACAGGGUACUAGGAACUAGGGCCAUACGACGAUGCGGGUGUUGAGCGCUGUGCUCGUGCUCGCUGCGCUGCCCACAGCAUUCGCUGUGAAGGCCCACGACUUCAAGACAUGCUCUCAGGCCGGUUUCUGUAGGAGGGGGCGCGCACUGUCUUCGAGGGCAAAGGAGAACCCUGCAUGGAGGUCGCCAUACGUGAUAGACGCGUCUAGCGUCGCCCUCUCUUCAGACCAAGCCGCAUUCACCGCGGCGGUCAAGUCCCAACUCUACCCUGAGGUCAACUUCGGCUUGGACGUGCGGAUACACGACGAUGGCGUCGUCCGGGUCCGAAUGGACGAAGUGGGCGGCCUUAGGCAGCGCUACAACGAGGCGGCGUCCUGGGCCUUGUUGGAGGAGCCGAAGGUCAGCAAUGCAGUACAGUGGACUGUAGCCAAGGACAGCGUACGAGCGAAGUAUGGCCCCAAGAACGACGUCGAGGUUAUAGUUGCAUUUGAGCCGCUCAAGGUCACGCUGUUGCAAGGUGGAAAGGAGCAAGUGGUGCUCAACGGGCGCGGCCUCCUCCACAUGGAACACUUCCGCACCAAGGAGUCGGUCGCGAAGGCCAGGGAAGAGCUCGCGAACCCCGAGGAGGGCCUUGACACGGACGACUCUCAGGUCGUGAUGGAGCAGACUCUUCCGCGGACUGCGUGGUUCGAGGGUGAGACGGAAGACGGCUGGUGGGAGGAGACAUUCAACUCGUUCACGGACAACAAGCCCCGAGGACCGGAGUCUUUGUCCCUCGAUAUUGACUUCCCUAAUCACGGCCAUGUCUACGGUAUUCCUCAGCACGCUACACGCCUCUCGCUCCCCACCACUACUGGCGAGGACGCAUACUAUACCGAGCCAUACCGCCUAUUUAACGCGGACGUGUUCGAGUACCUGGCGGACUCUACCAUGUCGCUCUACGGUUCAAUACCCUUCUUGCAGGCCCACUCCGCCGAGUCGACGGUUGGUAUCUUCAAUGCCAUCGGCUCCGAGGCGUGGAUCGACAUCGGACGCCCUUCACCGAAGUCGACGACGACCCACUGGCUCUCUGAGACGGGUAUCCUCGACGUCUUCAUCCUUCCUGGCCCUACUAUCGCCGACGUCUUCGCUCAGUACGCCAAACUAACCGGCACCCCCGCCCUCCCGGCGCACUGGGCACUCGGCUACCACCAGUGUCGCUGGAAUUAUAUCAGCUCGGAAGACAUCCGCAGCGUGCAGACGCGAUUCGACGAGGAAGACAUCCCUGUAGACGUGUUCUGGCUCGAUAUCGAGUAUGCCGAGGACCACAAGUACUUCAUGUGGGAUCACAAGCUGUUCCCUGACCCGGUCGAAAUGACCAAAGAUGUGGAAGCGAUUGAGCGCAAGAUGGUGGUCAUUGUCGACCCUCAUCUAAAGCGUGUGGACGACUACCCAGUUUACAAGGAGGCGACCGAAAUCGAUGUGCUCGUCAAGCUGAAAGACGGGCAGACCAACUACGAGGGCUGGUGCUGGAGCGGCAGCAGCGCGUGGGUAGACUACUUUAACCCGAAGAGCUGGGACUGGUGGAAGGGGCUUUUCAAAGUGGACGCACAGGGCAGCUCGUGGCACUGGGUCGAGAGCACUGUCAACACGUACAUCUGGAACGAUAUGAACGAGCCCUCAAUCUUCAACGGCCCCGAGAUUAGCAUGCCUCGCGAGAACAUCCACCACGGUGGCUGGGAGCACCGCGACCUGCACAACAUUAACGGCAUGCUCUUCCACAACCUCACUGCUCAAGCAGUCAAGGAGAGGACUGACCCGCAGAAGCGUCCGUUCGUGCUUACUCGUUCGUUCUAUGCCGGCUCCCAGCGUUUCGGCGCCAUGUGGACGGGCGAUAACCUGGGAACAUGGGAGCACAUGGCAGUUGGCAUCAAGAUGGUCCUGGCAAACAACAUCGGCGGCUUCAGCUUCGCGGGAUCCGACGUUGGUGGCUUCUUCGGCAACCCAGAGCCCGAGAUGCUCGUGCGGUGGUACGCAGUUGGCAUCUUCUCGCCCUUCUUGCGCGCGCACGCCCACAUCGACACCAAGCGCCGCGAGCCCUACCUCCUCGACGAGCCGUACAAGAGCAUCGUGCGCGACAUGCUCCGUCUUCGCUACACCAUGCUCCCCGUCUGGUACACCGCGUUCCGCGAGGCGAGCGUCACCGGAUUGCCGGUGUUGCGCCCACACUACGUCGCUUUCCCGCACGAUGAGGCCGGCUUCGCGAUCGAUGACCAGUACUUCGUCGGAAGCUCCGGCUUGUUGGUGAAGCCGGUCACGCGCAAGUCUGCUACGGAAGAGACCGUCUACCUCCCAGAGGACCAGGUAUACUACGACUACUUCAGCCACCACGCCUACCGUGGCUCCGCCAAGGGCAAGAACAUCACCGUCCCCGCCGAACUGCACCAGAUCCCUCUUUUCAUCCGUGGUGGUUCCAUCGUCCCUACGCGCGAGCGCCCGCGCCGCUCGUCGCCUCUCAUGAAACAGGAUCCAUUCACUCUGCGUAUCGCGCUGGACCAGGACGGCAACGCGCGCGGCGAGCUCUACCUCGACGACGGCGAGACGUACGCGCACGAGAAGGGCGACUUCAUCUGGCGCGAGUACACCGCGACGCGGCCCGGGAAGAAGAGCAGGAGCGUGCGCAUCCACAGCAAGAACCUCGCCGCACAGAAGCCCGGGGAGGCGGUCGACGGCGUCGCACUCGCGACGUACGACAGCGCGAACGAUUUUGCGCGGAGCAUCGCGGCCGUGCGCAUCGAGAAGAUCGUCAUCCUUGGGAUGCCUGCGAAGCCAGUCACGGUUACCAAGGUGGGCGGCAAGACGCAGCUGCAGUGGACGUUCACGCCCGGGGUCGCCGCGUCGGACAAGAAGGAGGGCACGGCGAGCGUGCUGGUGAUCAAGGACCCGAAGCUGAGCGUCCUGAUGGACUGGGAGGUCAUCGUGCACGCGUAGUGCGUCGCCGUGGCCUGGCCCUAGAUACCUCCCGCGACUGGCAGCGCGCUAUGUCUGCAGCUUUCGUAUCGUUCUCGUGUAAAUCUAACCGCUUUGAUCAC
Trametes versicolor FP-101664 SS1 is the source of this 3122-nucleotide messenger RNA. RefSeq names its product alpha-glucosidase. NCBI's taxonomy places the organism in Eukaryota, Fungi, Basidiomycota, Agaricomycetes, Polyporales, Polyporaceae. The record is from RefSeq and is a predicted model, not a curated record. Gene Ontology annotation, cellular component: glucosidase II complex. Gene Ontology annotation, biological process: N-glycan processing; carbohydrate metabolic process. The coding region runs from base 85 to 3021 and encodes 978 amino acids. The transcript is spliced from 7 exons. Gene Ontology annotation, molecular function: carbohydrate binding; alpha-glucosidase activity.